This is a messenger RNA of Parnassius mnemosyne (clouded apollo), 1089 nucleotides long. NCBI's taxonomy places the organism in Eukaryota, Metazoa, Arthropoda, Insecta, Lepidoptera, Papilionidae. The record is from the annotation of a GenBank genome assembly.
AUGUUUAUAAAAAGGUACUUAAUAUUAUUUAUAACAACAAUCAUACUUAGUACAAGUUGUAUACAUGCACAAGAUGAAAUAAAUGGUCGUUAUCGCUAUAACCUUCCAUCAUCGGCAGAAUCCCUUGAUAUAGUGCCAGUUGCAGUAGAGUAUGGAAAAGGAAAAGCAGGUGAAAAUAAAGCAAUCAAGUAUUCUUCUGGCUUAAGAAUGAUACCUAAAGAAGAUGCAAUUAUUACAAAAGAACUUUCAAAACAGAGCGAUGUUACACGAACAGAAGGAGAUAAAAUUAAAAACUUAAAACAAAAUAUUUCAGUCUCAAAAUCAACAAAUUUACAAAUACCAGUGAGUGUAGUUUAUGAAACUGUGCCUAAAAAAGAAAUUGAUCAAAAUUCAAGCCCAACUAUUAAAAGACGAAAUCAAAUAAAUAGGCGUCAACAAAGACCGAAAACAGAUAAUAAGCCUCAGGCAGUAUUGGACCAUGACAGGACAACUAAAAUAAAAGAAAGAAAGGAUUUUACAGGGAGAAAGGAAAUGAUGGCGAUAUUGUCUACCACUUUGCCGCCGAAAACUAAAAGUCUAGUAAAUUUGACAGCUAGGGAUCCAACAGAAUUGGUCAGCAAACACCGUAAAAUGGAAGGAAAUAAAUCUACCAUUUCUAAAACAGAAACUUCAUUAAAUGAACCGCAUAAAGAAAUAACUCAAAAUACUAUCAACAAGCGAAAAAAUAAGCGAAUGCGAAAUCAGUUCGUACCGAUCAUAAAUGAAGAAAACUUUGUAUUUUCACACAGUGGUAACUUUCAUUAUAGCUUCGAAGGUGGUGACGGGACAAAAGUAUUUGAGGAAGGCAAAUUAACAUCGAUUAAUAAAGACGAAGCAGGUGCAAGUGUGAAGGGAGGAUUUUCUUAUACAGAUAACGAAGGCAACGAUUACAGCCUCUCAUACACAGCUGAUGAAAAUGGUUAUCGACCAACUGGAGCACAUCUUCCCACGCCUCCUCCUAUUCCACCGGCAAUUGCACGAGCCUUAGAAUAUCUUGCUACUAAAUCUACUCCUCACCCAGCUACUGAAGCAACAAGCAAGUUCAACUAA